AUGUCUCGAGACAGCCGGAUUUACGUGGGUAACUUGCCGACGAAUAUCAGGCCGAAAGAUAUCGAAGAAAUUUUUGCCAAGUAUGGGAAGAUACUGUUUGUUGAUUUAAAGGAUCGACGUCCUCCAUAUUUCGCCUUUGUAGAGUUUGAUGAUCCAAGGGACGCAGAAGAUGCAGUUCAUGGCAGGGACGGUUAUGAUUAUGAUGGAUAUCGUCUUAGAGUUGAGUUUCCUCGUGGUCCAGGUCCAAGAGGUCCUGGUGGACGUUUGUAUGGAGAUCGUGGUUACGGAGGACCUCCCCGAGGAGGUAAGACAUCAUAUAUUCGCGUUAAGGAAGAUGAUAGGGGAAGCCGUGGACGAUCUCGCUCAAGGUCUCCUGUCGGUCGUGCAACUAGGGGUUCGCCGCAAUACAGCCCACGCAGUGGCAGUCGAAGUCAUAGUCGCAGCCGAAGCCGUUCGCAUUCUCGAUCUCGUUCUCGUUCUUAA
This is a messenger RNA of Enterobius vermicularis (human pinworm), 483 nucleotides long. The record is from the annotation of a GenBank genome assembly. NCBI's taxonomy places the organism in Eukaryota, Metazoa, Nematoda, Chromadorea, Rhabditida, Oxyuridae.